CUCCCUCUGCCGAUCAUCUCUCUCCGUCUGUACCUCUAUUCCAGCUCCACUAUCCCAAUCAUGGACCUCGCAGCGAGGUGCGCGUUCCUGCUCUCCAGCUUCGCCUUGCUCGCAGCGCUCGAUUUGGACGCGAUUGAUCCCGGCUACUAUGUGGAGACCAGCAGCUCCUCAGACGUGAUCGACUAUAAAGAUCCCUGCAAAGCCGUUGCCUAUCUCGGAGACAUUGCACUUGAUGAAGAGGACAUGCGCAUGUUUAAAGUGGACCGCAUCAUAAAUGUAGCGCAGCGAACCAUCACAAUUCUUAAUAACACUGAGACUGGUUCAGUAUCCAAUGAGACGAGUCCACACAACACUGCAUCCAAUCAAAGGUUGCGUCGCAGGAAGAGAGCAGCAACGUCCAGACCGGAGAGGGUGUGGCCUGAGGGUGUCAUUCCUUAUGUCAUCAGUGGAAACUUCAGUGGUAGCCAGAGAGCCAUAUUCAGACAGGCUAUGAGACAUUGGGAAAAACACACAUGCGUGACUUUCAUUGAGAGAACAACAGAGGAGAGUUACAUCGUCUUCACCUACCGGCCGUGUGGGUGCUGUUCGUAUGUUGGACGGAGAGGAGGUGGUCCUCAGGCAAUAUCUAUUGGGAAGAACUGUGACAAGUUUGGAAUUGUGGUGCAUGAGCUUGGUCAUGUGAUCGGAUUCUGGCAUGAGCACACGCGUCCCGACAGAGACGAUCACGUCGGUAUUAUACGGGAUAACAUUCAGCCAGGACAGGAGUACAACUUCCUGAAGAUGGAGCCUGGUGAGGUGGACUCACUCGGAGAGGUCUAUGAUUUUGACAGCAUCAUGCACUAUGCAAGAAACACGUUUUCCAGAGGGAUAUUCCUGGAUACCAUUUUGCCGCGAUAUGACGUGAACGGAGUUCGGCCUCCGAUCGGUCAGAGGACCAGAUUAAGCAAAGGAGACAUCGCACAGGCACGCAAACUUUACAAGUGUCCAAGAUGUGGAGACAGUUUGCAGGAGAGCAGUGGGAACUUCUCUUCUCCAGGGUUUCCUAAUGGUUAUUCAGCAUACAUGCACUGCAUCUGGAGAAUCUCUGUCACACCGGGAGAAAAGAUCAUUUUAAACUUUACCUCUAUGGAUUUAUACCGGAGUCAUUUGUGCUGGUACGAUCACGUGGAGAUCAGAGAUGGAUAUUGGAGGAAAGCACCGCUGAAAGGUCGAUUCUGUGGGGAUAAAUUACCCGAGCCCAUCAUUUCAACAGACAGUCGGCUGUGGAUUGAGUUUCGCAGUAGCAGUAACUGGGUUGGAAAAGGCUUCUCUGCCGUUUAUGAAGCUAUUUGCGGCGGAGAGGUGAAGAAAGACAACGGUCAGAUUCAGUCUCCAAAUUACCCAGAUGACUACAGACCCAACAAAGUGUGUGUGUGGAAGAUAACAGUGUCUCAGGGCUACCACGUAGGCUUGACCUUCCAGUCUUUUGAGAUCGAGAGGCACGACAACUGUGCAUAUGACUACCUGGAAGUCCGGGAUGGGAAUUCGGAAAGCAGUCCCCUGCUGGGCAGAUUUUGUGGUUAUGACAAACCCGAUGAUAUCAAAUCCAGCUCCAACCAGCUCUGGAUGAAAUUUGUGUCUGACGGUUCUGUAAACAAGGCUGGUUUUGCUGCUAAUUUCUUUAAAGAAAUGGAUGAAUGUUCGAGGCCUGACAACGGUCGCUGUGAGCAGCGUUGUGUUAACACACUCGGCAGUUACAAGUGCGCUUGUGACCCUGGUUAUGAGCUGGCCGCUGAUAAGCGAAGCUGUGAGGCUGCCUGUGGUGGUUUCAUUACCAAGCUGAACGGAUCCAUCACCAGCCCAGGUUGGCCCAAAGAGUAUCCGCCCAACAAGAACUGUAUAUGGCAGCUAGUGGCACCCACGCAGUACCGCAUCACCCUUCUGUUCGACGUAUUCGAGACGGAGGGGAACGAUGUGUGCAAGUAUGAUUUUGUUGAGGUGAGGAGCGGUUUGUCUGCCGACUCCAGGCUGCAUGGGAAGUUCUGCGGAGCUGAGAAACCGGAGGCCAUCACCUCCCAAUACAACAACAUGCGCAUCGAGUUCAAAUCUGACAACACUGUUUCCAAAAAAGGCUUCAAGGCUCAGUUUUUCUCAGAUAAAGACGAGUGCUCAAAGGAAAACGGCGGUUGUCAGCAUGAAUGCGUCAAUACUUUUGGCAGCUACAGUUGUCAGUGUCGAAGUGGCUUCGUACUGCAUGAGAAUAAACACGACUGCAAAGAAGCCGGCUGUGAUCACACUGUGAACAGUGUGAGUGGGACCAUCACCAGCCCCAACUGGCCAGAUAAAUACCCCAGUAAGAAAGCCUGCACCUGGGCUCUCUCCACUACACCAGGACACCGGAUUAAAAUAGCUUUUAAUGAAAUCGACAUGGAGCCUCAUUUAGAAUGUGCUUACGACCACAUUGAGAUUUACGACGGUCGGGAUGGGAAGGCGCCCAGCCUCGGCCGCUACUGUGGCACAAAGAAACCUCCACCAAUCUUAUCCAACGGCAACAAGAUGUUUAUACGUUUCUUCUCUGAUAACUCUGUGCAGAAGAAAGGCUUCGAGGCUUCCCAUACUGCAGAGUGUGGAGGCCGUCUGAAAGCGGAGGUCAAAACUAAAGACCUUUACUCACACGCCCAGUUUGGGGAUAAUAACUACCCUGGAGCAUCGGACUGCCAGUGGGUGAUCUCAGCAGAGAAGGGUUAUGGAGUGGAGCUCAUCUUCCAGACCUUUGAAAUUGAGGAGGAGGCUGAUUGUGGCUAUGAUUACAUGGAGCUGUUUGACGGGGCGGAUGUCAAGUCGCCCAGACUGGGCCGCUACUGUGGAUCAGGGCCUCCAGAAGAGAUCUAUUCUGCUGGCGACUCCAUUGUCAUCAAAUUCCGCUCAGACGACACCAUCAACAAGAAGGGCUUCCAUGUGCGUUACACAAGCACCAAGUUUCAGGACACACUUCACUCCCGUAAGAAGUGACCCCUAGUGGCCGGGAGGGGCCGUGCAGGGCCCAGGGGGAAGCGAAAGGGCCCCAGGGGGAGGGUCUCGGCCAUCGCUCGGAGCCCCCCGGCCGCCAAGAACACCCAGACUCGACGGACCAGCCGCAAGAACGCCAACCGCACCUCAGCAGAUCACAGGGGCUCUGGCAUCCCCUACUUACUGUGAGGAGUAAAGCCAUUCCGCAGUAGACCUUGUUUUUACCUUUUGAAUUUUAAUUAUUACGUUUGGGGCAAGAUGGGGAGGGGGGUGGAAUGUAUUCAAUUGAUGGAUACUUUAGGGAUAACGGGCAAAAACAAAGGGAAUUAUGGUAUGUGAGGGUGGGUAGGGUGGGCGGAUCACCCCAUGGAACCCUUUCCGCGUUUUUUCUUUAAUGAGCCAAGAGCGACGAACACGAAUACACUGAGGACCUCCUGCAGGACAACCAAGCAGCCAAACCUUCAUCAAGCCAGUCAUCUAUACAACAGUGGGAUAGGGUUGAAGAACAGAGUAGGGCAUUCCUCGCAGGUUUUAAAACCUUGAAACAAGAUUACCACUGCACUGUGGGGAACGACUGGCAUGUUAUUGGCAUUGCUUGCCUUGUUGGCCAUACUGGGCUGUUUUCAUAUACAGCACAUGAAUGACACUGUACAGUGUAUGUCAAAGAUAUAAGCAGUACACAAAGAGGAAAUGUGGAUGUAAUGGCACCAGCAUCUGUGAUACAAUUAUUCCUGGCCAGUAAUCCAAAAGGUCCCCUGCCCAAUAUAAUCGUACUCUAGGACACAGAUAUUAUAUUAAAAGUCUAAUAAACAAAACAUGCCCCACGUCUGGCUGUUUAUUACUUUUGCCAAAAAGAAGAAAAGUUAUUGUGAAAGAAAUAUCCGUUCAAGUACAGACAUCUUCCAGGUCCUGAUCCUAUAAAUGCUGUACUUCCCUCUUUUAAACCAUAUAGUUAUUUACAUGUAUUGGUCACAGUCCGACGCUAAAAUGUUAUACUCUGUUGUCCAUUGUGUAACUAACAUGUCAUGAAAUGAAAUCUGCACUGUAAAAAAAAUUGGUUCAACUUUAAAAAGUAAGAAACCUGGUUUAUUCUGCUUAAAUUUACGAGUUGUCACAACAAUUGUUUUGAUUUAACUAAAACAAAAAUUUUAAGGCAACCAGGUAACCCACUUUUUUUUAAGUUGAAUCAACAAAUCAUUUUUACAGUGUGGGUGUAUGGAUCUUGGUCAGGGUAGAUUGUAAAUGGAGAGAUAAAGUAUAUUUAAUCUGUCGUAUUGAAGCACAAUUUCCACACAAUUUUACAACAAAAUUACAGAAUCGGUCACUGGGACAGUACCCUUUAUAAAACUACACCUUCAUACCUAAGAGGUGCGUAUUAGUACACUGUAAAAAAAAACUUAAAUCAACUUAAAAAAAUACUUCAGUUGGUAACACCUAAAAAUUUGUUUUUAUUAGUGAAAAAUUAAGUGAAAAAUACUAAGUUGAAAAACUUCCAAUUUAAGUAAUUUUUUAAGUUGAUUCAACUUUUCAUUUUUUACAGUGUACCUAAAAUGUACAUAUUUACGGAGCCCCUAAGGGGACAUGGAGCAAAAAUUUAGUUUUAGUUUAGUUUGUGAAACUAUCGCGUGCGCACGUGAAACUAUCGCGUGCUCACGUGAAACUAUCGCGUGCUCACGUGAAACUAUCGCGUGCGCACGUGAAACUAUCGCGUGCUCACGUGAAACUAUCGCGUGCGCACGUGAAACUAUCGCGUGCGCACGUGAAACUUUCUCGUGCGCACGUGAAACUACCGCGUUUUGUUUCGUGUGCGCAAGUGAAACUACCGUGUUUAGUUUAGAAACUUUCACUUUCACGUGCGCACGCGAUAGUUUCACGUGCACGCACAAAGGUUUCACGUGAGCAUGCAAAACUAAACUUUAAAAAAAAUUCUGCACAUGAAAGUUUCACGUGAGCACAUGAAACUAAACUUUAGAUUUUUUUUACUCCAAUGUCACCUUAGGGGCUCGGUACAUAUUGGUACCUCAGAUACAUAUCUGAACUAUAAAAAGUGAAAAGUUGGUUCAAGUUAAAAAGUACUUCAGUUGGUAACACCUAAAAAAUUGUUUUUAUUAGUGAAAAAUUAAGUGAAAAUACUAAGUUGAAAAACUUCCAAUUUAAGUAAUUUUUAAAGUUGAUUCAACUUUUCAUUUUUUACAGUGUACCUAAAAAGUACAUAUUUACGGAGCCCCUAAGGGGACAUGGAGCAAAAAUGUAGUUUUGCGUGCGCACGUGAAACUAUGCGCACGUGAAACUAUCGCGUGCGCACGUGAAACUAUCGCGUGCGCACGUGAAACUAUCGCGUGCGCACGUGAAACUAUCGCGUGCGCACGUGAAACUAUCGCGUGCUCACGUGAAACUAUCGCGUGCUCACGUGAAACUAUCGCGUGCGCACGUGAAACUAUCGCGUGCUAACGUGAAACUAUCGCGUGCGCACGUGAAACUAUCGCGUGCGCACGUGAAACUAUCGCGUGCGCACGUGAAACUACCGCGUUUUGUUUCGUAUGCGCAAGUGAAACUACCGUGUUUAGUUUAGAAACUUUCACGUGCGCACGCGAUAGUUUCACGUGCACGCACAAAGGUUUCACGUGAGCAUGCAAAACUAAACUUUA
This is a messenger RNA of Misgurnus anguillicaudatus (oriental weatherfish), 5636 nucleotides long. RefSeq names its product bone morphogenetic protein 1a (gene bmp1a). Gene Ontology annotation, molecular function: zinc ion binding; metalloendopeptidase activity; calcium ion binding. The record is from RefSeq and is a predicted model, not a curated record. Gene Ontology annotation, biological process: proteolysis. NCBI's taxonomy places the organism in Eukaryota, Metazoa, Chordata, Actinopteri, Cypriniformes, Cobitidae.